CGGGGAGAGAGUUCCUGCGCAAAUAACAUUUGUCUGUGUGAUUCUGAAUUAGGAUGAAAUGUUAGCAAGAAAGUCAUGCUGCGGUCACAAGUGCGGUCAGCGGGAAAUGCUCGGCGCCUGCAGCAGGCGCAUGGCUACGUGUGGUUUCUGGAGGUAGCGAAGCGCUGCGCACCCGACCUAGAAUUCUUUGCCAUGCCCGGUGGCACUGGAUUUCCGUUUCUGAUGCGACCGAAGACGGGUCUGCGCGCCACGGACGGGUCCUGGGUCGGGAUGCAAAUUCGCAACACCGUUCGCGCUGCCUGUGACAUGCCGGGACGACCGGGAAUCCUCUGCCGCAUGCGCAACGCCAGUAUUUCGCAGUGGUGGCGUGACGCGCCCUACCUGGUGACGUCCCCCGCGAGAAACAGCAUUUUCGUGUUCAAGGAUCGCGUUGUAGGCAGCGUUCGACUGGAGUCGACGGCCCGGAUCGACAUGACCGAGGCGGAUGGAGCAGCUGAGCUUCGGAAGCGGCUGAUGGAUUUACACGAGCACUACGCUGCGAAAGCCAAGCCGCUUUUUGAGCACAUGCAGACCGCAGCGCCGAACGCCAUUGUUCAGCACCGCUGCGACAUGAUUGCACAACUCAUGCAGCUCCCUGUGUUCGAGGAGAUAGUGUUUCCUGCGGUCUACGGUGCCGGCGACGUGCGGGCCAACGCCUUACUGCGAGGAGUGAAAACCGUAUUGCGAAGGUCGUAUCUGACUCACUCCGCAGCCGGAAUCCAAACUAGCAUGACAAAGGUCGUUGCCGGCGUCAACGUUCCGUUUGACACCAGCGAUGACAUCGAGCUUUUCAUCUGGCUCGUACCUGCGCGACGGAACCCGGCGAAGCUGCACUACAUAGGCUUGAUUCCGCAAGAAGCAAUAGUGCGCCGCGGAAUCAUCCUGUCAGAUUCCGAGCGUAACGGCGUGCGUUACCCGUACUUCCGGUGGAAAUCUGAUGAAGGGCUCGCUUUUGACCGGCGGCAGUCACAGGGGCUAGAGCCGUACUUUAUUCGUGCUGAUGCAGCUCCGGCUGCCAUGCACAAAUUUACUGAACGAAUUCUGACAGAAGUAUCGAGUCACAAACAUCCACCUAAAGACCCCACGAAGAAGCAUACAAUUCUCGUCACCGAAAGUGGUCCAUUUUUGUAA
Messenger RNA from Amoebophrya sp. A120, 1170 nucleotides. The record is from the annotation of a GenBank genome assembly. Lineage: Eukaryota; Dinophyceae; Syndiniales; Amoebophryaceae.